CAUGUCCCAGGUCCAGGCUGUAGAGAGGGCAACUCGAAGUCAGAGUGCAAGCAGGAUUUGGUUUAGGCAAAGAGCUGGACGCAUAACUGCUUCCAAGCUGAAACAAGCUAUUAAGACCAACCCACAGCAACCAUCCAAGAGCUUGAUCAAGGCCAUAUGCUACCCAGAAGCAUAUAGGUUCACCACAGCCGCUACAAGUUAUGGAUGCAAACAUGAAGCACAAGCCAGAGGAGUCUAUGAGAAGCUGAUGGGUCGGGAGCAUGCAGGCUUCUCCUGUAUGGACAGUGGUCUCUGGCUGAACCCCAAGUGGCCAUACAUGGGGUCCUCCCCUGAUGGGAUUGUUGCUUGUGACUGUCACGGAACUGGCAUCUGCAAGAUUAAGUGUCCACACUCUCACCAAGAUGAAGCCAAUCUGCGCUUGUGUGCUGGGGAAAAGGGCUUCUGCCUCAUCAAUGAUGGGGAUAAUGUCAUGCUGGACCGGACUCAUGACUACUACUACCAAGUUCAGGGACAGCUUCACAUUGUAGAUGCUGAGUACUGUGAUUUUGUUGUGUGGAACCACAAUGACAUUUUUGUUGAAAGGAUUUUGCCCGAUGUUGAACUUUAGGAUGAUGUUAGGCUUUUUUAGAAACGGUAUACUUCCAGAAAUACUGGGACAGCAAGUUACAAACUCACAUGUGUAAUGUAAUGAAAGGAUCCAGGCACUCUUGAAAGUGGGCUGUGUGAUAUUGCUGUUAUAUCAAUACGGUUGUAUGAGACAAGAUUACAUUUUGACUAUUGUUAUGAGUGUGGUCUUUGUGAGUUCUGGCUGUUGUAUAAUUUAAAUGAAAAGAUUAAAUGCCAUUGAGAAGACAGAAUUAUACAUGGUGGUUUAUUUACAAGAUUAGAUUUUUCAACAAUUGUUAUAAUAACAAGAACAUGGUGUGCAAUAACAGAUUAGAAUCCAUUUCAUUACAUAUAAUACAUAUAGCCAGUACAAUUGGACUAGUGGAUAAAAGUAUUACACUUGUUGAAAACAUAUUAACAGACUGAUAUGUGUCGGGGCUCAGGUACUACUACUCCAUGUCCUCUUACUUAUCAUCAUCAGAGCCAAGAAGCAGGGAUCAGGUAUUGGACACUACAUGUGUGAGGGCUCAGGUACUGGACUGACUGA
Xyrauchen texanus (razorback sucker) is the source of this 1153-nucleotide messenger RNA. RefSeq lists its product as uncharacterized. The transcript is spliced from 3 exons. The coding region runs from base 2 to 607 and encodes 201 amino acids. The record is from RefSeq and is a predicted model, not a curated record. NCBI's taxonomy places the organism in Eukaryota, Metazoa, Chordata, Actinopteri, Cypriniformes, Catostomidae.